Messenger RNA from Prorocentrum cordatum, 2189 nucleotides. The record is from the annotation of a GenBank genome assembly. Lineage: Eukaryota; Dinophyceae; Prorocentrales; Prorocentraceae.
AGCCAUCCAAUUUGGUCAAAGACCUUAACCUAAACACUCAUACACCACCUUAUUAGUACAUCUUGAUUCUCUGACAUGCAGUCAAUUACUUCGUUCCUGGCGUUCUGCGCAUUCCACACGCAGGUGUCCGCCCUGGCACUGCAGGGGGCAGGCGCCAGCGGCCGCGCUGUGGCGGCAGGCCGCGAGGAGGCCGCGCUGAGGUCUGAGAUGAUGUCCGCGAUGAGCAAGCGGCAGCCGUUGAGCAGAACGAAGAUAUUCGAGACCAGCCUGAACUCCUCGAACGACACCUCGAACGAGACCUGCCUGAACGAGACGAUCCCCUGGCUCCAGAUCGGCUUCGCCAUGGACUGCACCGGCAGCACCCAACCGUACCUCGACGCCCUGAAGACGACCGUGUACGACCUGGCGGUCGAGUUCAACGCCUCUGUCAGUCUGUUGCAGAUGGCGUUCCUAUGCUACCGCGACGAAGGUCGCAGAAGAGAAAGCUGCAGAAACACAAGCUCUGGGGGUGCCCAGUGCCGAUCCAAGGACUCCGCGUGGAGCUAAGACAGUUUAUGCGUAUGUUUUUUUCUCCAGAAGGUGAUGUGACCCCGCCCCGCUACGAGUGGGCAGUGCAUCCCGAUCCGCUCUCGCACUGGUUUGAGGACCCCGUCCAGCUGCAGAACGAGAUCGCCCCAUUCUACUCCAUGGGCGGCGGCGACUCUCCCGAGGACAACGCCGGCGCGAUGGGGCAAAUGCUGCACAACAAUCCUUGGGAUCCGAGCGCAGUGAAGAUCCUCAUGGUGAUCUCAAAGGACAGGGACUCCAUGAGGACGCCUUACGACACCGACGCCAGCCAGUGCCAGCUCAUGCAGGAUAUCAGGGCUGCGAACAUCAGCCUGAUUCUGGGGCACCUGGACAACGGCGUGCUCACCUCGAUGCUGUACGACUCGACGCACAAGCCCACGGACCCCUGGCGCGGAUGCUACGCGGACCCCUCCGACCCGCACCAGCUGAAGGAGGUCCAGUUCAUGGGCGUCAGCGCCCAUAACUUCAGCUCCAUGCUGAUCGAGGAGAUCUGUGACACCAUCGACGGGCCUUCGGUUCAGGUGGUCCCGACGCCCGCCCCCACCGACGCGGGGGGAGCGACGGACGACCCUCACGUUGUGAACCUCGGCGGCGAGAAGUUCGAUGUCAACAUGCCCGGCAGCUACGUGCUGGUCAGGGCCCCCCGGGACCCGCGGCUGCCCGCCAAGCUCGAGCUGAACGCCUCAGUCCAGCCCUUUGCGGGCCACCCGUGCGGCAACUACAUCCAGAGCGUGGAGCUGAGCGGCGAGUGGCUGGGCGGUCAGGUGGUGCGCGUCGUGCCGCUCCACGCAACGCGGAGGGCCCGAACGGCGCAGGCAGUGCCACCCUCCGCCCCUUCUCCCUGCGGGUGCAGUGGGGUGCCUCGACGCAGCGGGGUGCCGCGGCCGCGGCCGCCGGCGAGUACGAGCCAUGGGGGGGCCUCCGCAACAAGAGCCCGCAGCCUCUCUGGGCGGGUCCGCCUCGUGCCCGUGUGGAGGCAGGUAUACGCCGACGCCGGCAGGGCACAGGAGGCCCAGGCCUUCCAGUUCCUGAUCCGGGGCGCGGGCGCAGGCUACGACGCCACGCUUGAGGUGGCCCAGGCGGCCCACCAGGCGCUGAACUUCCGGGCGACCAACCUCAGGAGCCUCGGCUUCGAGCAGCUCGGCGGGCUGAUCGGCACGGACGAGCACGGCAAGUGGGUGGAGCAGGUCUCGGACCUGUGCAGGGCGUUCCGCGCGAGGCCCUCGAGGCUGUCGCGCCGGGUCGCUGCGGAGCCGGAGGAGCCGGGGCGCCCGUCGAUGGCCGCCUCCUGGGACUGACAGGGGCCCCCGCCGAGGCCUGCGUGCUCCGCCGCCCCUUGUCCCGCUCCCGUCGCCGUGGGGGAGUCAACGAAGACCGUGCAGAGAGGCGGUAAGCGAUCCACGAGCAGCCCUCGAUCAUGAUGACGGGCCGAACGAAAGGGGGGAAGAGGAAACACACGGCAGCGCGCGUGCUGCGCGCAGAGCAGACCUGCGCGAAGGAGGCAGCGGCCUUCCGAGAGGGUGGCUCGACAAAAGCUGGCUGGAGACGAGGCGGCUGGACCCACUGCCCCAUUUUUGUUGGGGGUGGAGUCCCCCGCCUGGCCAGAGCGAGCAAGCGAGCAA